AUGCGGAGACUCCUUUCUCUUAGACAUGCCUCAUCGAACCUCUCCAAAAAACUCACAAACAAUUCUUCACUUCUCCUCUCUCACCCUUGUAAAAUCUUCACAAAACCAACCAACCAAUACCAAAACCACAUUUUAAGCUCCCCUCUUAUAAUCCAUUCAUGUCAAUCAUGCCACAAUCUUUCACCCAAAAUUCCUCCUAGGUUUCUGUCAAAGCAGUUUUUGUCCAUUUUAUCAAACACCCAUUUCAGGGUUUCAACCAAAAGUCUCACAGAUUGCAAAGCUGCCAUCUUUAUACAUCGGUUUGCUAGAGGGUAUUCUUGGUCCGACCCAAAACUUGGUUUCUAUCGCCGUUGCUGGAGUUCAUGGUUCAAUCAGCUACCAGCUGAUAACGUGAUUGCAAGGAUUUUUGGACCUGAAUUCUUAUUGAAGUUGUACCUUGCUGGGGCAAUUGGUGGCUCAGUGUUCUACUUGCUGCACCAUGGCUUCAUGGCUUUAUCAUUGAAGGGACAGGGAAUGUGGGUGAGGGAUCCUUCAAGGACUCCAGGAUUGGGGGCUAGUGGGGCUGUCAAUGCUAUCAUGUUGCUCGAUAUAUUCUUGAAUCCAAGAGCUACUCUAUACUUCAAUUUUAUCAUACCAGUUCCAGCAAUCUUAUUGGGUAUCUUUUUAAUUGGAAAAGAUAUGUUGAGGAUACUAGAGGGAAACAGUAACAUCUCAGGAUCGGCUCACUUGGGGGUGCUGCAGUUGCAGCUUUGGCAUUCCAUUCAGUGGACAAAUCUUUCUUCUUGGGUUGAAUUAGCCAUCAUCAUAGAUGUCGGCAAAAGUUCUCCCCAAUUCCUUGUGUCUUAG
Messenger RNA from Dovyalis caffra, 846 nucleotides. Lineage: Eukaryota; Viridiplantae; Streptophyta; Magnoliopsida; Malpighiales; Salicaceae. The record is from the annotation of a GenBank genome assembly.